Messenger RNA from Piliocolobus tephrosceles (Ugandan red Colobus), 2181 nucleotides. RefSeq names its product CCCTC-binding factor like (gene CTCFL). Gene Ontology annotation, biological process: regulation of transcription by RNA polymerase II. The record is from RefSeq and is a predicted model, not a curated record. Bases 1 to 2016 code for a protein of 671 amino acids. Lineage: Eukaryota; Metazoa; Chordata; Mammalia; Primates; Cercopithecidae. Gene Ontology annotation, cellular component: nucleus. Gene Ontology annotation, molecular function: DNA-binding transcription activator activity, RNA polymerase II-specific; RNA polymerase II cis-regulatory region sequence-specific DNA binding. The transcript has 10 exons.
AUGGCAGCUACUGAGAUCUCUGUCCUUUCUGAGCAAUUCACCAAAAUCAAAGAACUCGAGUUGAUGCCAGAAAAAGGCCUGAAGGAGGAGGAAAAAGAUGAAGUGUGCAGAGAGAAAGACCAUCAGAGCCCUAGUGAGUUGGAGGCCGCGUGUACCUCUGGGGCCCUCCAGGACAGCGUCCUGGAGGAAGAAGUGGAGCUGGUGCCAGCCACCUCGGAGGAGAGUGAGAGGCACAUCUUGACCCUGCAGACGGUGCAUUUCACUUCUGAAGCUAUGGAGUUGCAGGAUAUGAGCUUGCUGAGCAUACAGCAGCAAGAAGGGGUGCAGGUGGUGGUGCAACAGGCUGGCCCUGGGUUGCUGUGGCUUGAGGAAGGGCCCCGGCAGAGUCUGCAGCAGUAUGUGGCCAUUAGUAUCCAGCAAGAGCUGUACUCCCUGCAAGAGAUGGAGGUGAUGCAGUUCCACGCUCUAGAGGAGAACGUGAUGGUGGCCAGUGAAGACAGUAAGUUAGCGGUGAGCCUGGCUGAAAGUGCUGGACUGAUUAAGGUAAAGCUGGAAGGGCAGGAGAAGAACCAAUUAUUGACUGAAAGAUUGGCUGAAAGAACAAAGGAACAGCUCUUUUUUGUGGAAACAAUGUCAGGAGAUGAAAGAAGUGACGAAAUUGUUCUCACAAUUUCAAAUUUAAGUGGGGAAGAACAAGAAGAUCAACCUACAGCUAGUCAAGCAGAUGUUGAAAAGGCCGAAUCUACAAAAAAUCGAAGAAAGACAAAGGGAGCAAAACGAACCUUCCACUGUGAUGUCUGCAUGUUCACCUCUUCUAGAAUGUCGAGUUUUAAUCGUCAUAUGAAAACUCACACCAAUGAGAAGCCUCACCUGUGUCACCUGUGCCUGAAAACCUUCCGUACAGUCACUCUGCUGCGGAACCAUGUUAACACCCACACAGGAACCAGGCCCUAUAAGUGUAACGACUGCAACAUGGCGUUUGUCACCAGUGGAGAACUCGUCCGACACAGGCGCUAUAAACAUACUCAUGAGAAGCCCUUUAAAUGUUCCAUGUGCAAGUAUGCCAGUGUGGAGGCAAGUAAAUUGAAGCGCCAUGUCCGGUCCCACACUGGGGAGCGCCCCUUCCAGUGUUGCCAGUGCAGCUAUGCCAGCAGAGACACCUACAAGCUGAAACGCCACAUGAGAACACACUCAGGUGAGAAGCCUUACGAAUGCCACAUCUGCCACACCCGCUUCACCCAGAGCGGGACCAUGAAAACACAUAUUCUGCAGAAACACGGCGAAAACGUCCCCAAACACCAGUGUCCCCAUUGUGCCACCAUCAUUGCACGGAAAAGUGACCUACGUGUGCAUAUGCGCAACUUGCAUGCUUACAGCGCUGCAGAGCUGAAAUGCCGCUACUGUUCUGCUGUCUUCCAUGAGCGCUAUGCCCUCAUUCAGCACCAGAAAACUCAUAAAAAUGAGAAGAGGUUCAAGUGCGAACACUGCAGUUAUGCCUGCAAGCAGGAACGUCAUAUGACUGCUCACAUUCGCACCCACACUGGAGAGAAACCGUUCACCUGCCUUUCCUGCAAUAAGUGUUUCCGACAGAAGCAACUUCUAAACGUUCACUUCAGGAAAUACCACGAUGCAAAUUUCAUCCCGACCAUUUACAGAUGCUCCAAGUGUGGCAAAGGCUUUUCCCGCUGGAGUAACAUGCACAGACAUUCAGAGAAGUGUGGCUCAGAGGAAGCAAAGUCGGCUGCUUCAGGAAAAGGAAGAAGAACAAGAAAGAGGAAGCAGACCAUCCGGAGGGAAGCCACGAAGGGUCAGAAGGAAGCUGCGAAGGGAUGGAAGGAAGCCGCAAAUGGAGACGGUGUGAUCUCGGCUCACCGCAACCUCUGCCUCUUGGGUUCAAGUGAUUCUCAUGCCUCAGUCUCCCAAGGAGCUGGGAUUACAGGUGCCUGCCACCACGCCUGGCUAAUUGUUCUGUUAUUUUUAGUAGAGACAGGGUUUCACCAUGUCUCAAACUCGUGACCUCAAGUAAUCUGCCCACCUUGGCCUCCCAAAGUGCUGGGAUUACAGGCAUGAGCCACCGUGCCUGGCCUGAUGGCACCAGUUUUGUGGUCUCAGUGUUUCUUUUCAUAUCUAAGAACUGGGUCUCCUUGUCCCCCUCCACCUACCCCAAAAAAAAGUACUUCA